AGCAAUGAAAAAUUAAAUCAACCGAAACGGGCUUUUAUGUGAAAGAUUUUUUUUCACAAAACCAAUUAAUGCUACGAUUGUGAAAGCUCUGCGUCAAAGCAGCAUAUAAAAGGGGAAAUUGAAAGAAGCGAUGAAAGUAAAUGCAAUUGCAGUAUAACUGUAAGUGCGGACGUGAAAGGGGAAAGCCAAUAAAACGCCAAAGCCUUCAAAACAGAAAAACAGAAAAAAGUGCAAAGAGCAAAAACACCAACACGCAAUUUCAAGUGAGCUGCAGUGAAAAAGUAAUUAAAAACGAACUUUAACCCAAAUAGUGCAGUGAAGCAGCGACGCGACAGAGAAGGUGGGCGCCGACACGACCUACACACAUGGCACAUAUGCACGCUGAAGGAGGAAUGGACGAGUAUAUAUGUAUAUGUAUGUAUGUACAGUUAAGCGCAACAAACUUAAAUACAAUUUAGGAAGAAGCAUUAAAAAGCGGCAACAACAAAGGUUGAGCAAACAUUUGAAAAUCAUUGAAGUUAGCGUUGAGAAAAAAAACGGCACGAAGUGUGCUGAAAAAAAGUUGUAACCAAAAGAAAAAAAGACCGAGAGAACAAGUAAAGUGCUUAAAUAAGUUCCUUGUAGGUGUAUGUGUAUGGAAAUUCUAGCGCCAGAGCGUAUGUUUAGUAGUAUAGUCGAAGUAGCAGCAAAGAGGCGUAAGCGGCCAGGCGGCAUAAUAAAGACGGAGCGAAAACAAAAGCAAAAACAAAAACUGGAUUACUGUAAAAAGCAAGUGCAACAGCAAAAGCAAAUAACAGCAACAAGAUGCAGAAGGAAAAUAAUUCGACAGCGGAAAAUUGCCAAUUUGUGGGGCCAUACCGUCUGGAGAAGACGCUGGGCAAAGGACAAACGGGUCUGGUUAAGUUGGGCGUGCACUGUGUGCUCGGUCGUAAGGUGGCCAUUAAAAUAAUCAAUCGCGAGAAGCUCAGCGAGUCGGUAUUAAUGAAGGUGGAACGUGAAAUUGCAAUUAUGAAAUUGAUUGAUCAUCCACACGUCUUGGGAUUGAGCGAGGUUUAUGAAAAUAAGAAAUAUUUGUAUUUAAUAUUAGAACAUGUCUCUGGUGGCGAACUAUUCGAUUAUCUGGUGAAAAAAGGACGACUGACGCCGAAGGAGGCACGUAAAUUUUUCCGUCAAAUAAUCUCAGCGCUGGAUUUUUGUCACUCACAUUCAAUAUGUCAUCGAGAUUUGAAACCCGAAAAUUUGCUAUUGGACGAAAAGAACAACAUCAAAAUUGCCGACUUCGGAAUGGCUUCACUGCAACCGGCCGGUUCAAUGUUGGAAACCUCAUGUGGAUCGCCGCAUUAUGCAUGUCCCGAGGUCAUAAGGGGUGAAAAAUACGAUGGACGUAAGGCGGAUGUUUGGUCCUGUGGCGUUAUCCUGUAUGCGCUGUUGGUGGGCGCAUUGCCCUUCGAUGACGACAACUUACGCCAACUGUUGGAGAAAGUGAAGCGAGGAGUGUUUCACAUACCGCACUUUGUGCCGCCCGACUGUCAGAGUCUGUUGCGCGGCAUGAUUGAGGUGAAUCCGGAUCGACGACUGACGGUGAGUCAUCAUCGCGCAAUAAAAGUUGCACACAAAUACACACCGUUGUAUCCUGUUAUCGAUACUACAUCUGUGGCAAAAUUCCAUAUACACGAUGUGCGUAGUUAUGGCCUCUUUUUAAAUCCCGAUCCCGCCACAUUAGUAUACACACUUACCUUAAUUGUCAAGAGUCACAACACAGAGAAAGUAAUUUAUUUCCUACUCUUGGAUCGAAAACGAAGGCGGCCUGCCUUGGAAGACGACGACGAAAUCGCUCAAAAAUCACGUAGUGAAUUAGAUGCCGUAGAUCCGCCCAGAAAACGACUCGACACGUGUCGUAUAAAUGGUACGAACUCACCCAGUUAUGGACAAAUAUCGGAGGGUUCGCCGCUGACACCAAGACGGCAAGCGUUCAACUUCCGGUCCUACAGCAGUUCGCGUAAUCACCAGCGUCGCUCACCCACUUCGGUUUCCUCGGUGCGUUCAUCGUCAUAUCACAGUCCCACACGCUGCAAUUCGCCCAUCAAUUCGGCGCAACAGCAAGUCAAUGCUAUCUCACGUCCAUCCUCGCCAGCGGCCACAUCCGCCGGUCAUUCGUCCCGUCACUCUGCCUAUUCGAGUGAAUGUCGCGAGCGUUCCGGUUCGGUGCAACAUCAUCCGUCUGUAAGCCGCACACCAUCGCACUCCUCGCAAACAGGCGUUGAGGGUAUCAUUGGUGUUGGCAGUGGAAGUGGUGGCGGUGGCGGUGGUGUUGGCAGCGGUGCCGAUAGAGGUGACAGAGGUGACCGAGGUGGUGGUGGUGGUGGUGUCAGUGUCAACAGCAAUGGAGGUGGUUGCAGCAGUGAUGUCGUCGCGGUGCGUGAAGCACGCGAGGCGCGCGAACGUAGAGAUUCACGUAGUGAACGUCAAGCGGCGGUGCAGGCCAGCUGUGGUGGUGUGCCAGGUAGUCCAGGUGGUAGCGGUGGUGGCGGCGGUAGCAGUAGCGGCAGUGGUUCCACAGUGCAUCAUCGUGCCAAUUCUGGGCCAACCAUUGCGAUUAGCAUGUUUCACGAUCCGGAGGCGAAUAGUGUCAUGAAUCCUUCAACGUCACCGCUAAUGAACAACAGCUCGCCAGUGAUGUCCGGUUCGCCAUGCAAUGCGCCUGGUGGUCAAUUAUGGAAGACACGCCUCACGAAUAUCAAAAACAGUUUUCUGGGUAGUCCACGUUUUCAUCGAAGAAAGUUACAAGUGUCCGCAGAUGAGGUUCAUUUAACGCCUGAAUCAUCGCCAGAAUUGACCAAACGUUCUUGGUUUGGUAAUCUUAUAACAACGGAAAAGGAUGAGACUUUCACGAUUUUGGUGAAAGGCAAGCCAAUAGCGACUGUUAAAGCGCAUCUGAUACACGCGUUUUUGUCGAUGGCUGAGCUUUCGCAUAGCGUCGUUUCACCCACAUCGUUCCGUGUAGAAUAUAAACGUAAUGGUAAUGGACCUGUCAUGUUUCAAAGGCAUGUCAAGUUUCAGGUGGAUAUAAGCGCAAUUUGUAAACAAGGAGAUAUCUCGGAUAUGCUGUUUGCACUGACAUUCACUUUGUUAUCAGGUAAUAUUCGUCGUUUCCGUCGCAUCUGUGAACACAUACAAUCCCAAGUUUGUUCAAAACGAUUCCCUGGACCGAGUAGUCCACCCACAGUGGCUACAGUUACGCAAGCUGUGUCGGAAAGUUCGUCAUGUGGUUCGGUCUCCAGCGAACGUUUGUCCUAUAAACGUCAACAGAUUGAGAAUGAAAUUGAAAAUGACUCGAUAUUUGUUUUCAAAUCGGGCAAUGGUCGACGGGCAUCAACUACAAAUAAUAAUAAUGCACCACCGGCGGAUAUUGCACCCGGUAGUCCAAUAGCAGUGCGCUCUAAUUCCGAAACUGAGCAGCACGAACGCAAUCGUGAUUUGCAGAGUGAUCGUCAGGCGACAACAAUGUCAGGGAGUGCAAUAGCAUGAGAAUUAUUUCUCUGAUUUAGUUACAUUUUUAUAUAAAAGUAAUUUUUUUCCAAAAGCCACAAAAAAAUAAUAAAAAAUAACGCAAAACUAUAUCGAACUACAGUCUUACAAUUACAAAGUUACUUAACAAUAGAAUAAUUUAAUAAAUUGAAACACUUGAAGAAGUGCGAAUAAGGUUGAGUUUGUGUAAGAAAUGAUAAAAUUGGCUGAAAAUAAAAUGCUUUGAAUGUUUAUUUUUUAAUGAAACUAAUUGUUUAUAUUUAAUAGUUUAUCAUUAUUGCAUGUAAGCUUAGUUACUUUAAAGCUUUCUGUUGAAAGGGUUUUUUUUUGUAAUGUGAAACUCAAUUUAUUUCGGGACAAUAAGGAGAAAAUUUUAAUCAGUGAUAGACAGUAAAAGGCUUUUUUUUUGUGUGCGUUAGACAUGAAAAGCUUAAUAAGCUCUCCACACGUAAAAAGCUGGACUCACACUGAUUCAAAUUAAAAACGAAAUUUUCCAACACUACUGAGCUUAAUAAAACUAUUACUUGAAGCUUAUUUUUAAAUUAAAACCUUGUUUAGGAUCUUAAGCUUUUAAUUAUUAUUUUUUAAGAAAAUUACUUAAGUGCUUUAUACCAUUUAAUGAGUACCGUAACAUUGCAUUUGAUUUAUUUUCAACAAAUUAAAAAUUUGCCAUACCUUAUUUGAGAGCUUUCUUUUGAAGAUUUCAUAAAAUGUAUUUGUAUUACACAGCCAAGGCGGGUUACAAAAAAGAGUAAAAAAAUAAUAUGUACAUAUAUUAUAAAAAAAUUUUAUUAGAAAAACUCUUUAACUAUUUUAUAAAGAAGCUGAUAACAUACUAUUUUUUUUUAUGCACAACAACCACAAGCCUGAGUGCCAAAAGUUACUAAAAAUGUAUGUUACCAUAUGUUUCUAACUUUAAAAUCUUUUGAAAUUGUAUAGCUUUGAAGUUAAAAUAACGGCAAUAAAGAUUUUUAUGUAUGUGUAAUCAAACUUUUAGGUACUUUUUAAGGCUUUCCCAACCAAAUAUUUAUAAGAGCCUUUUUUGACUAACUGCUGAAGAAAGCUUUCAAAGUUUAAAGAUCUAAAUUUUAAUGGCGUGUGCGAGCGCUUUCUCAAGAGUAUUUGAGCACAAGCUGGCGUAUUUUUUUAUCAUAUUAAAGGAUAAGAAAGACAGAAACUUUCUGGCUUAAAGCUUAAAAGUAUCAAAUUAAACUGAAAAAAGCCAAACCCUCUUCGAAAGUUUAAUCUUAUGAUCUUACUUGCAAGAGUGAGGUUAUUUAAAUUCCCGUUGAGUAACUGAUUCGAAGAGAGUUAAAUUGUGUCAGAUAACGGGAUCUUUUGUCCUAUAGAAAGCUUGAACCACAAGGCUGGAUAAGUUCCCAUAUUAUAUAAGCUUUCAAUAAAUCGUCGGGAAGUAUUGUUUUUUUAAUAAUGUAUCACUGUUAUGCCCAGGGAGAAUUUUCGCUCUGAGCACAUCUACAUGAGUACCUAUCAAUGAGAGCUUUUUCUGUUUAAAAUUUAAACAAAGGUUUAACAAUCUUUUCCGGCAUAAAAUUCCUUCUUUGGAACGGGUCUAUAUAAAACUCAAAUAGAUCUUAAAGAAGCUUGAUAAUCCGCAUUUCGGGUUUUGAGAACUUAUGUGUGAUAAUGGAAAUGAGCCCCAUUGAAAGUUAUGCUAAAUUUUUUUAAUAAAUUGUCGAAUGGCUUUCAAAAAAGAUUUUGAAUUUUUUAAGC
Molecule: messenger RNA, 5262 nt
Organism: Rhagoletis zephyria (snowberry fruit fly)
Lineage: Eukaryota; Metazoa; Arthropoda; Insecta; Diptera; Tephritidae
Gene: sff
Product: BRSK family serine/threonine-protein kinase sugar-free frosting
Biological process (GO): protein phosphorylation; intracellular signal transduction
Cellular component (GO): cytoplasm
Molecular function (GO): ATP binding; protein serine/threonine kinase activity
Source: RefSeq, a predicted model, not a curated record